CAUAAAUUCACUAUGAACAAGAGAAGUACCAAGUUCAUAUGCGCUCUUUACAAGAUCAUUCAGAUGUUUGGAGACACUAAUUCCAUCCAGAAUGGCCCAGUCUCACAAUCUAGUGAAGAUACGGCAGACAGUGUCGAAGGAACCAGCAUGGAUGAGACUAAGGCAUCUACCUACCAUGACUCCAAUGAUAGGAAGGUUUAUGAAGGGAUUCAGGCAUACUCAUUUGCUCAACUUUCUGAAGCCCAGAUCCGCAGAAUUAGACUAAUGAAUUCCCUCCUCAUGUUGAGAAAACAUUUGAAGAACUAUAAGGAGUGCAUGAUUUCCUCGCUAGUUUAUCUUGAUAAACUUACACAGCUAGAUGACGAAAUUUCUUCACAAAAUUUAAAUUGGGUUGUGUUAUGAUGCAUUUGAAUUGCUGAUAAGCUGUUCAAUGACUCUCCAAUAGCUAACAGGGUGUAUGCCUUUAGGGCGAACAUACAACUAGAGAAAUUCAAUGAUCUUGAAGUUAAAAUUAUGAAGAAGCUCAAUUUUGAUGCCCAAAUCCACCCUGAGGAGUAUGAUGAUUACAGGAACGAAUUGGAAAAUUUCUGUAACACUAAAACAGCUGAUUUAGAGAAUUUGUAUUUAGAAUACAAACACGACAGAUCAGUCUUGAAACAAGUUAAGGAAGAUAUAUCAAUCCAACAGCUAAAUUUGAAAAUAAACAGUGGUUAUACCUCCAGUGAGAAUAAUUACUCAGAUCCUGAGAUCUCUGAAACAAUGCAUAAAGUCUCGAGCGGAUUCUUCGCUCCAAACCAUAACUACCAAGCUGAGAAAUUCCGUUUUGAGUCCUACAACUCUCAUAUUUUUAAAGAAAUACGGACUUCAAGAAGGACCUGCAGGAGCAGAUCAGAGCCCUCCUUAUCUACAAAUUUGGAGAAUUUGAGCGGAAUGUAA
Messenger RNA from Moneuplotes crassus, 936 nucleotides. The record is from the annotation of a GenBank genome assembly. Lineage: Eukaryota; Ciliophora; Spirotrichea; Euplotida; Euplotidae.